Molecule: messenger RNA, 759 nt
Organism: Paecilomyces variotii
Lineage: Eukaryota; Fungi; Ascomycota; Eurotiomycetes; Eurotiales; Thermoascaceae
Exons: 2
Coding region: 1-759 (252 amino acids)
Source: RefSeq, a predicted model, not a curated record
AUGUACUCAUUCGCAGGAUUAUUCCUAUCUCUCCAAUUGUUACUCGCAGCGGUUGGCGCCGUCCCGUUGACCGCAGCCAUCUGGGACUCUGAUACCUCCUCGACUGGUAGUAACCCAUUCGCCGAAUGCACGAUUAGAACAACCACCGCGUCUCCGUCACUCGACGAGACAAAACCUCAAUUACCUCCUCCAUCUGCAGACUUGAGGCUGAAAUACGUUACUCUGGGCCGCGGCACCCAGAACUAUACAUGCGCAUCCUCUGACGCUUCUACUGUACCAGUAGCCGUCGGAGCAGUCGCCACAUUAUUCGACGCAUCAUGGAUCACUUCUUCAUUUCCGAAACUACUCGACCAGGUUCCACCUCUUCUCGAACAGAUACAUCUUGAUAAUUUAACCUCAGCUGUUGGGGCACUGAGGACGCCUCCGGCAGCACAUGGCCACGGUGGAAAUCUUGCGAUUGGAAAGCAUUACUUCACAGAUCCAACGACACCCUUCUUUGACUUUAGGAUCAGUGGACUGAAGGACUGGGCAGCGGCACAAAAGAACGCUAGUGUUAAUGCACCGGCUCCGUCUCCUGCUGCUGUGAAUGAUGUUUCCACUCCGGAUGUGGCCUGGCUGCAACUUAUAGCAAAGGACGGCGUAGGAAUCAAAGAAGUUUACCGCGUUGUCACUGCCGGGGGCUCGUCUCCCGCUACUUGUGAGGGACAAGCAUCAGGCAUCGAGGUCCAGUAUGCCGCGCAAUAUUGGUUUUAUGGUUGA